UGCCCUCGCCCCAUCUCCGUCCGGGGUCAGUCAGUCGCUCUCCGUCGCUGCCGAAGAGUCUCUGCUUCCCCCUCCAGCCCGCUCCGCGGCGGUAGUUCGGGCUCUCCGGGGAGGGGGAGACAGAGAAAAAGAGAGACCAACUUAAUAAAGUUUCCUGAAACAACUGCUACCAGAAAGGCCCAAGGUGGGGGUAACCCCCAUCCUUCCCCGCCCCUCUCCAAAAGCCUGAGGGACCGUUGCAGGUGGAGCGGCGCUGAAGGGAGCCGGGCUGCGGCGGCAGCCGUUUCCCCGGCAAGGGGCGCUUCGGAUCUUGCCCACUCCGGUUCCGGCUCCUUUGGUAGUGGCCGCGGCGCUGCUGCCGGGCGGUUCCUCCUGUCAACUGCCCGCGCCCGCGCGCCGCCAGUCCUUCGGCCCCACAACGCGGAGGGACGCCGUGAGCCGCCGCCGCCUCCUCGGCCAGCGGAGGGACGUGCCCAGCCGCAAUGAAGAGCUUCUUGCAGUGAAAGGAAAGUAGGUCGCACCCACUGAAAAUGCCUUUGAGGGAUAAAUACUGUCAAACUGACCACCAUCAUCACGGAUGCUGUGAACCAGUUUAUAUCCUGGAACCUGGAGAUCCUCCUUUGUUACAGCAACCACUACAGACAUCCAAAUCUGGUAUUCAGCAAAUAAUUGAAUGCUUUCGAUCAGGAACUAAACAACUUAAGCAUAUUUUAUUGAAAGAUGUGGACACUAUUUUUGAAUGUAAAUUAUGCCGCAGUCUCUUCAGAGGAUUACCAAAUUUAAUUACCCAUAAGAAAUUCUACUGCCCACCAAGUCUCCAGAUGGAUGAUAACCUUCCUGAUGUAAAUGAUAAACAAAGCCAAGCCAUAAAUGAUCUCCUAGAAGCCAUAUAUCCAAGCGUGGACAAGCGAGAAUAUAUUAUUAAGCUAGAACCCAUAGAAACAAAUCAGAAUGCAGUGUUUCAAUAUAUUUCAAGAACUGAUAAUCCUGCUGAAGUCACAGAGUCAAGCAGUACUCCUGAACAAACUGAAGUUCAAAUACAGGAAGCUAGCACUGAGCAAUCUAAAACAGUACCAGUUACUGACACAGAGGAGGAAACUGUAGAGACCCCUCCUGUUGAGAUUGUUGCAGAUGAUGUUGUACCUACAUCUGAUGAACAACCCCAGGAAUCACAGGCUGACUUGGAAACGUCUGACAAUUCUGAUUUUGGUCACCAGUUGAUAUGUUGUCUUUGUAGAAAAGAAUUCAAUUCUAGACGAGGUGUUCGCCGCCACAUUCGAAAAGUGCACAAGAAAAAGAUGGAAGAAUUGAAAAAGUACAUUGAAACACGAAAGAAUCCAAACCAAUCCUCUAAAGGACGCAGUAAGAAUGUUCUAGUUUCAUUAAGUAGGAGUUGUCCAGUAUGUUGUAAAUCAUUUGCUACAAAAGCGAAUGUAAGGAGGCAUUUUGAUGAAGUUCAUAGAGGACUAAGGAGGGAUUCAAUUACUCCAGAUAUAGCAACAAAGCCCGGGCAACCUUUGUUCUUGGAUUCUGUUUCUCCUAAAAAAUCUUUUAAGACUCGAAAACAAAAGUCGUCUUCAAAGGCUGAAUACAAUUUAACUGCAUGCAAAUGCCUCCUUUGCAAGAGGAAAUAUAGUUCACAAAUAAUGCUUAAAAGACAUAUGCAAAUUGUCCACAAGAUAACUCUUUCGGGAACAAACUCUAAAAGAGAGAAAGGCCCUAAUAAUACUGCCAACAGUUCAGAAAUAAAAGUUAAAGUUGAACCAGCAGAUUCUGUAGAAUCUUCACCCCCUUCCAUUACCCAUUCUCCGCAGAAUGAAUUAAAGGGAACAAAUCAUUCAAAUGAAAAAAAGAACACACCGGCAGCACAGAAAAAUAAAGUUAAACAAGAUGCUGAAAGCCCUAAAUCAACUAGUCCCUCGGCUGCAGGUGGCCAGCAAAAAACUAGGAAACCAAAACUUUCAGCUGGCUUUGACUUUAAGCAGCUUUACUGUAAACUUUGUAAACGUCAGUUUACUUCCAAACAGAACUUGACUAAACACAUCGAGUUGCACACAGAUGGAAAUAACAUUUAUGUUAAAUUUUACAAGUGUCCUCUUUGCACUUACGAAACUCGUCGGAAACGUGAUGUGAUACGACACAUAACUGUGGUUCAUAAAAAGUCAUCUCGCUAUCUUGGGAAAAUAACAGCCAGUUUAGAGAUCAGAGCUAUAAAAAAGCCUAUUGAUUUUGUUCUAAAUAAAGUGGCAAAAAGAGGCCCUUCGAGGGAUGAAGCAAAACAUAGUGAUUCAAAACAUGAUGGCACUUCUAAUUCUCCUAGUAAAAAAUAUGAAGUAGCUGACGUCGGUAUUGAAGUAAAAGUCACAAAAAACUUUUCUCUUCACAGAUGCAAUAAGUGUGGAAAGGCAUUUGCCAAAAAGACUUACCUUGAACAUCAUAAGAAAACUCAUAAGGCAAAUGCUUCCAAUUCACCUGAAGGAAACAAAACCAAAGGCCGAAGUACAAGAUCUAAGGCUCUUGUCUGCCUGGCGAAGCCGUCGCCCCGCAGCGCCGCAGCACUGCGCCCGCCGGCAGGCGCCGUCACCACACGCCAGGCCGCCGCCAGCUGCCGAGCCAAGUUCCGCGGCGGCGCCGCCCGGGAGCGCCAGCACGCGCGCGGCCUCGGCAGGCCCUCCGCCCCCUGAGCGCCGCCGACCCGCCGACGCCGCCCAGCGCAGCCGCCAGCCAGCCCGCGAUCCCCAGCCUGCCUCGGACCUCGCGUCACCCCUCGCCCCGCCGGGUCUACCCCAGAGUCCUUUGCCCCAGCUCCUCAGGACCACGUGCCUUAGGGCCGGGCCGGGAGGGGCGGCCCCGGUGCUAGUCAUCACCUUACUCCUUCCCGCUUGCCUGCCAGAAUCCAGCUCCUCGGAGAAUCUCACCACACAUUCCUUUUCCGUCCUGCUGGUAAUUCAUGUACUUCCUAUUCAUAGUCAUUUUCUUUCGUUAUUAGUUCUGCAAGGUCGUCUUCUCAACCCCACUCAGUCUUCUCCACCUCAAGCCCUUUCAUCAGCCAACCAUCCCCCGCUCCUGCUGCAGUCCUCUAGAAGAUUGUUUUAAUAACGUUCUAAAUCCCUAGCGACUGUGGGGUGUUUGACACAAUUUGAACUCUAGCUUUCAGUCCUCCCCGCCACCUUCCUAUAACUUCAUCUCCCAAGACUAUUUCUUCCCUUCAGAAACAGCCCUUGCCCCCAUGAUUCUAACUUUGUCAUCCUUAGAAACUACAUCUUCCUUAGCAUUUUCUCUGUGGAGACCAAGGGAAUGCACCUUUCAGGUCUCUUGCCCCAGAUAGCUUUCUUGAUUGGUGGCUCCCCCUGCCUGUUCAGGGGAUCCACCAGAGUUGCCAUGGAGGUGGUGCUUCUCCUGUGCUAUUCCUUGUUAUAGCAUAAUUAGAACGUUGGUCAUGGCCCAUUCAUGUGAGAUGCAGGACUCUUCUGAUGAGCAGUUUUGCCUUGGGUACACCUCAACACCUGACUGGAACUUUCUUAGAACUGUGCUGCAUGCAGUCUGAGGCUUUUCCUGCCCAAUCCCCCUCUCUCCUUUAAUACAUGGCUCAGACUGCCUUUUGGUAUGAGCCUUUCUUCCCCUCACCCUCCUGCUUCUUUCCCUUUAUCCUUCACAGGGUAACCCCUUAAUAGAACUUUUGCACCUUGAACCCUGUCGUGGUGUCUGCUUCUAUGACCUGAACUAACACAUUGUCAGACAUUCCACUCUGAUCACCUAUUUCCUAUCCUGGAUUCUUUGCUCACUGAUAGCUAGUUCAUUAACCUCAUACGUUCCAUUAUUAAUCAGCCCUUGCCUUAGAUGCAUGUCCUUGUCUAGCCUAGAUUUCAUGGCCCAUCAUCAUAGCCACUGUCCUUGAAAUGCAGUGGUCUCAGCACUAUUGAACCUCAGUUUCCUCCAAGUUAUUUUCCGGACAAAAUCCCAACCCCAGAUGAACCUUACUUACCAUCUGCUUUGCCUGGACCUGAGUAGGACGACUCAGCACUUUUUUUUUUUUUUUAAGAAAAUCACAAAACUCAGUGAACUAGUUUUAUUUUCAAUCCAUUUUCUCAAACCUCAAAUUGGUAGUGUUGUUCCUAACAUAGUCUGUUUCCCACUUCUGAAACUACUGUUUAUAUUUUCAUCUCCUCAAAAUGUUUUGAUCUCCUCCUCCUCCCCGUUUUAUCUUUUUCUGAGAAAGUGGGAGCUAUUACAUACAAAUUUCCUCAUCUUCCCACCACAAGACCCUCCAACCCAGCUUUCUUGGGAACCAGUUCCUCCUUUUUAUAACUGUGGAGGAAGCUUCAAAAGACGGCUCCUCCUCCUGUGCUCAGGAUACCAGGAUACCACUCCCUCUGGACUUUUCAAGAACUUGCUCUUUAGGUUUUCCCUUUCUCUGUUCUGCAUCAUCAGUUCCCUGUCCUCAGUGGAUCAUUCUCAUCAGCUUGCACACAUGCUCCAGUGUCCUUCAUUUUAAAUAAAUCUUUCCUUAUGUACAUCUUCAUCAUCUAUAGCCAUUUCUCAGCUCUUCUUUAUAACCACACUUCUUUGAGAGAUUGUCAUUAUCUAUUGUCUGUGUUUCCUAAUCUUCUAUUUGCUUUUUAAAUUUUUUUUAGUUGUAGUUGGACACAAUACCUUUAUUUUAUUUAUUUAUUUUUUUGUGGUGCUGAGGAUCCAACCCAGGGCUUUGCAUGUGCUAGGCAAGUGCUGUACCGCUGAGCCACAACCCCCAGCCCUUCUAUUUGCUCUUCAGUCCACAAGGAUGCUGCCUUCCCAGUACUACUACUGACCAUGCCCUUGUUAGGGUCACCCAAACAAAAGAGCUUCUGUGAAUGUUCUUUUUUUUUUUUUCCCAUAUCUAAGCCCUUAUUCUCUCUUGGUUUUCCUUCUGUAUCACUAAUCACCCCCCAGUUUUCUGCUCCCAUCUUCUAAUUUUGAAAAGUUAGGGCUGACUCCUUUCUGGUUUCUCUCUUCUUCUUGUAUUCUUUCCCAGGAAUCUUACCAACUUUCAUAGACUUAAGUACCAUCUUUAUGCCAAGAUGAGUUUCAAAUUUAUGUUUCCCACCUAGACCUUUUAUCUCUGUUCUAGACUCACAUAUCUAAUUGGUAAACUUAUCUACUUCUUUUCAAAUUCAGUGCCAUCUCUUAGUCCUGAUCAAUAUUUUUUCUCACCUAACUACUAUAAUAGCCAGUCUUAUGGGAUCAUUUACUCUUGACCCACUUCAUUAGAUUUUUGAUUAAGUCAUAGCUUUGACCUAUAUUUUAAAUUGAAUCAAGUAAAUUGUUGCUUAAAGGAUAAAAUCAAUCCCAUAUCAUGGUUAACAUAGCCCUACACAAUCUGAUCCAUACCUAUGUCUCCAAUCCCAUCUGUAAUCUUCUCCUUAUUGCUCAUGAUCAUCCACACUCGUUCCUUCAACAUGCCAGGAUCCUUUCUCCUUCUCAGUGGCUUAGUAAAUGCUGAUCUCUCUGCUCAUGCUGUUCUUCACAGCCACUUUUUCCCCCACCAAAACAUAUCCUUCAGAUGAGUACUCAUACAAUAUUUUAAGAAAGGCCUGGCCGGAGCACUCUAUUGAAAAUAGUAUCCACCUUUUUCUUUUCCCAUUUGCUAUUUUAGUUCUUUAUUUGUAACCUUAUUUAUUUAUUUACAUUUUCUUGGGGGCAGGGUGUCUAUUUUCCCUACUAGAAUGUUUGAGGAAAGAGACUUGUGUGCAGAUGUCUACAUCUUUCAAUAUUGUUUUCUCAUCCCCUAACACAAUAUUGGGCAUGUAUUAAAUGUACAAUAAAUACCUGUUUAAGGAAUGAAUGAAUGCAUAAGCUAAUUUUUGGAAGGGUUUAUUUUUUAUUGAUUAGUAAGAGCUCUUUUUAUAUUAAAACCACUAACCAUUUGUUUCUUCUGUAUGCUACAGACAUUUUGCUCCUUCUCAGAUAUAUAAAAUUUAAUCCAUGAUGUAUUUGAUAUUCAGAAAUACUGCAUUUUUCCAUUUAGAUAAAUCUUUUUAAAAAUUAUUCUUUUGGUGAUAUGUUUUAAAAGGUCUUCUCAGUGCCAAUGUUAUAUAAAUAUAUGUCUAUGUUUCCUUUUAGUUUUUUAGAUUCAAAUCUUUAUUCCAAAUGGAAUUUAUUUUUGAUAUAGUUGUAAUUAAGGGUCAAAAUAUUUAUUUAGUUGUUGCAUUAUCAUUUAUUGAAAACUCUUUUCUACUGUUUUGAAUAUUUCUCAUUUGUCAAAUAUUAAAUUCUUACAUAUACUUAGAGUGGUUUCUGGAUUUAUUGUUUAUUUUUUGGUAUCUCUAUUCCUGAACUAUAUUAUUCUAAUGUUGCCAUUGUUUUACUAUGAUGUUUAACUUUUCAUUGGGAGUAAAUAUUGCUUUUAUUCUUCAAAAUACUUUUGGCUGUAUUUGUGCAUUUAUUCUUCCAGAUAAGCUUUAGUUACAUUCUAGUCAAAUUACAAAAAAAAAAAAAAAAGAAUUCUAUUGACUUUUUAAAAAAUUGCUUUAACAUUAUAGUUUAUUUGGGGGAGAAUUGCCAACUUUGUGAUAGUGUUUCCUGUUUAGGAAGUUGUCACAUGUCAAGUUUACUAAAGACAUCUUUUAUGUUCUUCAGUAGUUUUUUUUUCAUGCCCUGCAUAUUUCUUCUUAUUAGUUAUACUAUUAGAUAUUUCAUGUCUUUGUUGCUGUUUAAGUGGGAUCAUCCCCCCCCCCCUUUUUAUAACCAACCUGAUUACACCUUUUGGAGUCAAGUAAUUGAUUUUUGUAUUUGGCUACUUUCCUCAACCCUUUCAUUAAUCUUUCUUCUUGAUUCUCUUCUAAAUAGCCAAUCAUUUGUAAUUAAUGAUACUUAAUGAUACAUAAAUGUAACUAAUGAUACUUUCCUCUCUUCCUUUACAAUAUUUAUACCUCAUAUACUAAAUAAAUGAUGGUGAUAACUUUGUUCUUAUUCCUUACUUUUUAGGAAUGCCAUUAAUAUUUCACCAGCUUUUGAUAUUAGCUGUUGGGCUGAAAUAUAGGUCUUUAUCAGGUUAAGGAAGUGGUUUCCUAGCUCAAGAAUACUAACCAUUUUAUUGGAAGUUGAAUUAUAUUAAACCAGGCAAAUAGAGAUCAUCAUCUGGUUUUACUCUUAUGGCCUAUUAUCAUGAUAAAUUGUCAUGGAUUUCUUAACAUUGUUUUAUUUCUGCAUGAGCUAUAACCUCAUUCAUCAUGGUGGAUUUUUUUCCCUUUUUCAGUAUAUAAUGUUGAAUUCAACUUUUUACAUUUAAUUUGAGAUUAUUGCAUUUAUACUCAUGGAAACAAUUGGACUAUAAUUGUACAUUUUGUAUUGUACUUUGUCAGCUUCAAAAAAUGAUUUUUCUAGUGUGUUCUAUGUUCUAGAUUAGUACAUAGUUAGGAAUUGCCUGUUCUUUGAUGGUUUGGAGGAACUUACCCAUAACACUAUUUAGGCCUCAAGCUUUUUCAGAGUGGGUGAGUGAAAGAUAAUUCUAUGAAAACUUUAAAAACUUCUUCUAUGCUUUUGUCUUAAGCAGGUUAACUACUAUUUCUUGACUAUCAAUUUUAAAAUUAUAUUUUAGAAUUAUGAAUUUUUCAUAGAAUUUUAAAAGUUGUUAGCAGAUUUGUACAUAAAAUUAUCUUAAAAUUAAAAAAAUUUUUCUCUAUAUCUGAGAUUAUAUCUUCUUUCUUAUUCCUAAUCCUUUUAGUUGCAUUUUCCUUUCUUUUAUUAGAAUUCCAGUCUUUUUAAGAAACCAACACUUAGAAAUUUCAUUAAUUCUAUUUUUCCUAUUGUAUAUACCAAUAUAAUUAUUCAUCUUUAAUUCCUCACUUAUUUUUCAUAGGUAUAUUUUGUUGAUUUAUGAAUGUUUCUUUGUAAUUGAUGGUUUAGUUCAUUUAUUUUUAUUUCUUAUUUAAUAAUAGGAACGUAAGACUAUAAAUUUACCUCUGGGCACAGCUUUGACUACAUCUCAAAAGUUUUGUUAUGUAGUCUCUUAAUGUUACUAUUUUAAAAUAAUGUAUUAUAAUUGCUGUUUCUAUUUCAUUUUUGACUGGUGUUACUUAGUAUAGUGUUAUGAGGCUUUUGUUAUUGUUAAUCUUGCCUUCUUUAAUAAAAAGUGAGUUUAUUAAUA
This is a messenger RNA of Marmota monax (woodchuck), 8125 nucleotides long. It is a transcript of the gene Znf800, whose product is annotated as zinc finger protein 800. NCBI's taxonomy places the organism in Eukaryota, Metazoa, Chordata, Mammalia, Rodentia, Sciuridae. The transcript is spliced from 6 exons. The coding region runs from base 531 to 2684 and encodes 717 amino acids. The record is from RefSeq and is a predicted model, not a curated record.